CCAUUCUCUCUCUCUCUCUCUCUGUCGCCAUGUCUCUCCUCAAUGAUCUCAUCAACCUCAACCUCUCUGACACUACUAAGGAAAUCAUUGCUGAGUACAUAUGGAUUGGAGGCUCUGGUAUGGAUUUGAGAAGCAAAGCAAGGACACUGCCGGAGCCGGUGAAUGACCCAGCGAAGCUUCCAAAAUGGAAUUACGAUGGAUCAAGCACCGACCAAGCUCCCGGAGACGACAGCGAAGUCAUCUUAUAUCCUCAGGCGAUCUUCCGUGAUCCAUUCAGGAGAGGAAAGAAUAUCAUGGUCAUGUGCGAUGCGUAUACACCGGCGGGUGAACCGAUUCCUACGAACAAACGGUUUAAUGCUGCCAAGAUCUUCAGUAAUCCCGCUGUUAUUGCCGAGGAGCCCUGGUAUGGCAUUGAACAGGAGUACACUCUCCUCCAAAAGGAUACAAACUGGCCCCUUGGAUGGCCAAUUGGUGGCUUCCCUGGACCUCAGGGACCUUACUACUGUGGUACUGGAGCUGACAAAGCAUUUGGGAGAGACAUUGUAGAUGCCCACUACAAAGCAUGUCUCUAUGCCGGAAUUAGCAUCAGUGGAAUCAAUGGUGAAGUCAUGCCUGGACAGUGGGAAUUCCAAGUUGGACCAGUUCUUGGGAUUUCUUCUGGUGAUCAACUAUGGAUGGCUCGCUACAUUCUCGAGAGGAUCACUGAAAUUGCAGGAGUUGUUCUUUCAUUUGACCCAAAACCAAUCAAGGGAGACUGGAAUGGUGCUGGUGCACACACAAACUACAGCACAAAAUCAAUGAGAAAUGAUGGUGGAAUUGAAGUGAUAAAGAAGGCUAUUGAGAAGCUGGGUCUGCGACACAAGGAACAUAUCGCUGCUUAUGGAGAGGGUAAUGAGAGAAGAUUGACAGGUCGCCAUGAGACUGCUGAUAUCAAUAAAUUCUCUUGGGGUGUUGCAAACAGAGGUGCUUCUAUCCGUAUCGGUCGUGAUACCGAAAAAGCUGGGAAAGGAUAUUUUGAGGAUAGAAGGCCUUCAUCAAACAUGGAUCCCUAUGUGGUUACCUCCAUGAUUGCUGAAACCACCAUUCUUUGAAGGCUUUGGAAUGAAAUAGAAAUUUAUGAGAGGGAGGUGUGUUGAAGGUCCCUUAGUUUAUAAUGCAUGAA
This is a messenger RNA of Telopea speciosissima, 1162 nucleotides long. RefSeq names its product glutamine synthetase nodule isozyme-like. The transcript has 13 exons. Gene Ontology annotation, molecular function: glutamine synthetase activity. The record is from RefSeq and is a predicted model, not a curated record. Gene Ontology annotation, cellular component: cytoplasm. The coding region runs from base 30 to 1091 and encodes 353 amino acids. NCBI's taxonomy places the organism in Eukaryota, Viridiplantae, Streptophyta, Magnoliopsida, Proteales, Proteaceae.